Eriocheir sinensis (Chinese mitten crab) is the source of this 2417-nucleotide messenger RNA. Its product is annotated as astacin-like metalloprotease toxin 2. The record is from RefSeq and is a predicted model, not a curated record. Gene Ontology annotation, molecular function: metalloendopeptidase activity; zinc ion binding. The transcript has 11 exons. Bases 625 to 1725 code for a protein of 366 amino acids. Gene Ontology annotation, biological process: proteolysis. Lineage: Eukaryota; Metazoa; Arthropoda; Malacostraca; Decapoda; Varunidae.
UGGUGGUGGUGGUGAUGAGUGAAGGUGAGAGGCAGCGGCGGGGCGCAGCAAAUCUUGCCAGUGUGUGGAGGGACGUGCUCGGGGUCGUGGCUUGGAGGACGCGGCGGGUUCAUUUAGAAUAGAAUAUAACUGAAAUAACACCCGUGCUAAAUAAGAUAUUAAUGAAAUGAGCAGAAGUGACAGAAGACAAAAGACAAGGAAGAAAACGUAUCUGGUGUAGUGACGAGAAGUCUUCAGCGGCAGCAGCGGCGGUGUCUGGAAGGUGGCGUGACUUGGCGCACCGCAGAAAGGAACUCGAGUGGCGGGCGCAGCGGUGUGGUUUGUGGUUAGCGUCUUCUCUUGGACAUGAUCGACAUGCGUCUGGGAAAAUAAGGAGCUCACACGCAGGUGACUGGGAAACUCGUGACAACUAGAGCACCGCAACUUUACGCAGUGGGUUAAGGACGCCUCGAACUUAACCAAAACAUUACGAAGGGCGUCGCUGACCUAAGGGCACCGCUGUAACCUCAAACUGCCUCAAGGAAUCGAAGGGUUUGCAAGGUUGGUCGGCGCAGAGCAAAGGCGUCCUGCAGAACCCAAGACAUCACGGUGAAGGAAAGGCUUUAGCACGGGAUUCAACACACCAUGAGCAAGAUGCGUGUGUUGGUGGUUGCGAUGGUGAUGGUGGUGGUGGUGAUGGCAGGGACAGUGAAGUCAGAUGCCGACCCUCGCGUCCCCCCUCCCUACAUCCACAUUGCCGCACCUUUCCUCCUCAUCAAUUCCUCUAUUGACGACAACGGCGACAACCACGUGAUAUUGCCGCCACCUACAGCCGAUGACAAGGCAGACAAUCAAGGCUCAGUGUCGUUGUCGGGGUGGCUGCCUCCUGUGGACACCCUCGGUUCAGACGGGGACUGGAGGACAAGGUUGUUCCGCCGUGACCCCCUCGAGCUCUCCGGGAUGGAGGAAGGGGACAUUGUGCCUCACCCGACUUCAGGGAUAAAGGAGAGCGGCCUGCAGAACAAGAUGGCAGUGCGGGACGAUAUCAAGCUGUGGUCCGGGGGGAAGGUGCCGUACGAGUUCUCCUUUGAAUACGCGCUGUUCCCGGUGGAGCAGCUGACGAUCCGGCGCGUGAUGCGAGACAUCGCAAAGAACUCCUGCAUCCGCUUCGUGGAGAGGACGGACGAGGACGACUACCUGAAGAUCAUCGUCGACCGGGACAGAUGCUACAGCCACGUGGGGCGCGUGGGUGGUGAGCAACAGUUGUCUCUGGGCCUACUGUGCGCCACCUUUCUGGACGUGGGGCCCAUUUACCACGAGCUGCUCCACGCCCUCGGCCUCUACCACGAGCACAACCGGCCCGACCGAGACAGCCACGUCGAUGUGAACUGGGACAACAUCGCCGAGGGAAGCGUCAAGAACUUCAUCAAGAGGGACAUCACCUCCGUGGAGCUCCUGGAUCUCCCUUAUGAUAUUGACUCCGUGAUGCACUACAGCCCCUUCACGUUCAGCAAGUGGUCCUUCCUGACGCCCACCCUUUGGUCCAAGGAGAAAGGCUACAGCUUCUGGAGGAAAGAGAAACCUUCAAAAACCGACUACAAGAAGGUCAAUCGGCUGUAUGGCUGCCAGCGAGGUCGGAGGGGGCGAUGGCUUGGUCGCGCCGGACCACCUUUCGGAGUCGGUCACUUCGGACAUCCAUUCAACAGGAGACAGCCGGGAAUAUGGAAACCACAGGCCCACUCAUAAGGACAAAGACGGCUGGACAUCAAUUAUUUUUUAUGCUUAGAGGCGGUGCUGGCGCUGCCCCUCCUGCUCAAGGCCACACUCAAGCCCUGUAUACCGUCUCACCCAAGGAUUCAUCUUUACAGACACUUUGGACUUUAUGAUCGGGAUUCUCAGACGCUUCCACCUCUAACAUCAACUAUUUCCUCAGGCCAGAAAGAAGAUUAAUCGGAUUCUCAUGAGCAUUUUUUUCACGUUCAUGGUACAGAAGCUAUGUCAAACAACUACUAUUAGGCUACCCAUGGAUAUGUCGAUAACGCCUACGAGCGCCUUGACAGAUGUGUGUUUGGGCGGCGAAUUGUUAGGUAAUAAUACUCUAUAACCCGCACCCACACCGCAGGAUUAAUUUUCCAAGCCUGAUUUGAAUACUCUCGAUCCGUCUCAGUGACUAGGAUUGACUCAUCAUUCAUUGUUCUUUGUUCAGGAUGAAAAAAACGACGAUAUUUUCACUUUCCAUUCUCUUUUUUUCUAUAUUGGCGUGAUUCUUUACGUAACAUUUCACAAUAAGAUUAGAUUUACUUGUGAUAUGGUUGGCUAUUGAUGCUGCAUUAGUUACGAGGUUGUUGCAUGUUUUGUUGUGUUUGCUACAUUGUCAAUACGUGUUCGUUGAUAAAUUGUUAUGUGUUGUUUGUUGUUACAUCAAGUAUUAUUUUAUG